This is a messenger RNA of Drosophila mojavensis, 1238 nucleotides long. RefSeq names its product triple functional domain protein. Gene Ontology annotation, cellular component: cytoplasm. NCBI's taxonomy places the organism in Eukaryota, Metazoa, Arthropoda, Insecta, Diptera, Drosophilidae. The record is from RefSeq and is a predicted model, not a curated record. Gene Ontology annotation, biological process: axon guidance. The transcript has 3 exons. The coding region runs from base 33 to 1076 and encodes 347 amino acids. Gene Ontology annotation, molecular function: guanyl-nucleotide exchange factor activity.
GCCAGUGCUGUGAAUAACAUUGGGCCGGCAGCAUGAGCGCACGUCCGUCCAGCAGCGAUGUAGCCGAACAGUGCUGUCGCAAUGUGCUCAUCGAACUGAUCAGCACAGAGCAGCAAUAUGUCGAGGAUCUGAUCAAUGGCAUUGAGCGCUAUAGUCGCAUCUUUCAGCAGCGGUCGGCGUUGCCGUCGGGUCUGGUUGGACAACAGCACGUUCUGCUGUCGAAUAUUACAGAGAUUGCGGCACUGCAUCGGCAUCGCCUUCUGCCGCUGCUGCUGCAGCAUCGCCAGCAGCUGGAGCUGCUCUUUGAGCGCUGGUACGCUCUCGUCGAGCGGGAUGUCUUCUACUGCUAUGUCCUGUUCACGGCUAGCCAACGGGAAAGCAUGCGUCUAUAUCAUUCCCAUGAGCUUUAUUUUAGGCGUAUGCAACUGACAAUGGGAGAUCCGCUGGGCUUACGCAGCUUUCUACUGAAGCCCGUGCAGCGUGUGACGAAAUAUCCAUUGUUACUCAAUAGAUUCAUUCAGGCAUUCUUCGAGCAUCGCCAGGUGAUAUCGAAGCGCAUCUUCGAGCUGGCCUGUCGUCUAGAGACGCGACUGCGCGAGCUCUUGGAGCGUGCCAAUCAAGCAGACCAGCUCAAUGACAUCACGAACUUCAAUGCGUCUUGCAUACUCAACGAGGCGCGCUUCGUGACGUUAGGCGAGUUCCAGCUGAUCGAUGGCCGAUUGCGCCGCUGUUACAGCUGCAAAUUGUUUGCAUUCACCACCUGCUUCAUCUACACGGAGCAAAAGAGCUGCAAACAGGUGGUGCGCGGCACUUUCGCUCUGCCGGAUGUUUGCGUUGUGGCCAAGGCGAAGUCCUUUCUGCUGUGCAACAAGCAGCACGAAUGUGAGUUCCUCUGCCCGAAGGUAUUGGUUAAAAAAUGGGAGUCGAUGGUGCGUCAGCUGCUUGAACAGUUUUUGAGCGUGGCAUUUGGCGAUGUUGUCGCGAAAGCGGAGCAAGGCACGGACAACGCCAGCGGGCAGCAGCAAGUGGUGCAACGCAGCUCCAUCAACCGCACCAUCUGGUACGCGAUGCAGUAACCCAGCCACACAGAAGCAACAUAUUCCUACCCGGCUUCCCUCCCCACGAUGGUAAUAUGUGUUUCUGAACUGAAUCAAAACGAACGGCUGCUACGCGGCUCAAAAACCAAACACACAAACGAAGUUUUAAUAAAACGUUAUCAGAAUUGUUGGCAUAAAUCA